GUGCCCGCUUUACAGUUGCUGCCUUACCCGCUGCUGUACGUAAGCGCGGGCCGGGUGGGGUUUUGUCUUCGGCUGGGGACGCGGCGAGAUGGCUACGUUCGCUGCGGGAAAGCUGCACAAACCAUGCAGGAUGAUUUACUGAUGGACAAAAGCAAAGCCCAGCCCCAGCAGCAGCGGCAGCAAGAUCCAACUGCAGCAGAAGCCCCUUCUACACCCAUCACCACAGAGACACCCAAACGGGAGGACAGCAACCCAGUGACUAGCAUCGGUUCAUCAGCUCCUGCCCAAAAUAGCAAGGAAAAGAUGCAGAUGGAGUCCCCCAUCUUGCCAGGCUUAAAGCAGGAACCUACAGCCGGCACCUCCUUGUCUCCCUCCUUCGGAAGCACCUGGUCCACUGGAACCACAAAUGCAGUGGAUGAUAGCUUUUUCCAAGGGAUUACCCCAGUUAAUGGGACAAUGCUUUUCCAGAAUUUCCCUCACCACGUCAAUCCUGUUUUUGGAGGCACUUUCUCCCCCCAGAUCGGCCUAGCUCAGACUCAGCACCAACAGCAGCAGCAAGCCCAGCAGCAGCAGAGGAGAUCCCCGGUUAGCCCUAACCAGGCACCUUUUGCCCAGAGAAAUGCCGCUUAUAGCCAUCAGCCCAUCAUGACCAGCAAACCUUCCUCCUCUUCAGCCUCCACCUCUUCCCCUUCCAGUUGGAAUAACCACCAAAAUGCAGCCUGGAGUACACCUUCGAAUCCUUGGAGUGGGCUGCAAGCUGGCAGGGACCCUCGAAGGGCAGUAGGUGUGGGGGUGGGGGUGGGGGUUGGAGUUGGGGUACCAUCCCCACUCAAUCCCAUUUCACCUCUGAAAAAGCCCUUCUCCAGCAAUGUCAUUGCUCCACCGAAGUUCCCAAGGGCUGCUCCCCUAACUCCCAAAUCCUGGGUAGAAGACAACGCCUUCAGGACAGAUAACGGCAACAAUCUGUUGCCUUUUCAGGACCGGAAUCGGCCCUAUGAUACUUUUAACUUGCACUCUUUGGAAAACUCAUUAAUGGAUAUGAUAAGGACUGAUCAUGAGCCUCUUAAAGGUAAACACUACCCUCCCAGUGGCCCACCAAUGAGUUUCGCUGAUAUAAUGUGGAGGAAUCAUUUUACAGGUCGUAUGGGUAUAAAUUUUCACCAUCCGGGAACAGAUAACAUUAUGGCUCUUAAUAGUCGCUCUUCACUUUUCCCUUUCGAAGAUGGCUUCUUAGAUGACAGUCAUGGUGACCAGUCUUUAUCAUCAGGUCUCAGCUCUCCAACUCGUUGUCAGAAUGGUGAAAGAGUGGAACGCUAUUCUAGAAAGGUGUUCGUUGGGGGCCUGCCUCCUGACAUUGAUGAAGACGAAAUCACGGCCAGCUUUCGUAGGUUUGGACCUCUUGUAGUGGACUGGCCUCAUAAAGCUGAAAGCAAAUCGUACUUUCCACCUAAAGGGUAUGCCUUUCUGCUGUUCCAGGAAGAAAGUUCUGUGCAAGCUCUGAUAGAUGCCUGUCUGGAAGAAGAUGGGAAACUUUACCUAUGUGUAUCAAGUCCCACCAUAAAAGACAAACCAGUACAAAUUCGACCUUGGAACCUAAGUGACAGUGACUUUGUAAUGGAUGGUUCUCAACCUUUAGACCCCCGAAAAACUAUUUUUGUUGGAGGAGUUCCACGACCCCUCAGAGCUGUUGAACUAGCAAUGAUUAUGGAUCGUUUGUAUGGAGGAGUCUGCUAUGCUGGCAUUGAUACAGACCCUGAGCUGAAGUACCCGAAAGGUGCUGGUAGAGUGGCUUUCUCCAAUCAGCAAAGCUAUAUUGCUGCUAUUAGUGCACGCUUUGUCCAACUCCAACACAACGACAUUGAUAAACGGGUGGAAGUGAAGCCAUAUGUGCUUGAUGAUCAGAUGUGUGAUGAAUGCCAGGGCACUCGCUGUGGUGGGAAAUUUGCUCCGUUCUUCUGUGCCAAUGUUACCUGCUUGCAGUAUUACUGUGAAUACUGCUGGGCAAGCAUUCACUCUCGUGCUGGACGAGAGUUCCACAAACCACUUGUGAAGGAGGGAGGAGAUCGGCCACGCCACGUUCCGUUCCGUUGGAGCUGAAGCCCAGGCCCAAACCCAGCAGCAAGUACUGGAGCCGAUGAAAUUGAAGGAAGACAGAGUGCUGCCUCAGGGCUUUGGUGUUCUGGAAAUCUGUGCAUUCAUCCUUGACUAUAAUGAAGAGAUGGGUCUUUUAUUAUGAUUAUUAUUAUUAUUAUUAUUUACAGUCACAUUACUGAACUCCUUGUCCAGUAUAAUACAAGCCUAGCAGAGUGUAACUGUACUGAUUUUGCACUUUGAUUCACACAAACAUCUGCUUGGUACCUUAAUUUCUUACACAAGACUUGUCACACGUGACAAUAAGUAGACUGCCAUUCUCAUCGGCCUCCACUGGGUUGAUGUGUAUGCGAUGAAGAUUUUUUAAAAUUGUAAUUAAUUUUAUUUUGAAACUGGAGCAUGCACUUAUUUUCAGAAACGUAGACUUGCCCCUAGCAGAUGAUUUACCAAAGGUAACACUCACAAGUAGGUGGCAGAUGUAGCAAAAACUUCAAAUGGAUAUUCAGCAAUCAUUAGUUUGGGUCACUUAGAGUAGGAAUAACCCUAAAAGGUAUUUUGUCGCUCUCCAUUUUGACUGGUAAGGAUGAUACCUCAUAAGCUGGAUCACAUUUUCCCCACUCCCACCCCCUUUUUUUUUGUUUUUGCUGAGGGUUUCCUAUUUGGUUAGGUCUUUUAGUGUUAUGUAAAUGUAUGCUGCAAUAGCUUUUGCUGCUAUUAAGAUGGUAUUACUAAUACCACAAUACUCUAUUCAAGCUUAGGGUAUCGAUUUGAAAAGAUGAUUACGUGAUUUAAAAAGAGUGAUGACUGCUGAAAGGAGAUCAUUAUAGCAUUCAGAAAGCUUCCAAGGAAGGUCAAUAGUUUUGACUGCAUGUUUACUUAAUCAGGUUGCUGCAUGCAAUAAAAUUUUUUAAUAUUAUGUCUGAUAUAAAAAUCUGCCCACAAUGCACCAAUUAAGAAUCUAUAUAGGCUACAAAAGUACUUGGCAAAAGAAAUUAAGGAAAAGAAAAACACACACACGUGCUUACGUAUACGGCACACAUAGAUUACUGACUGGAGGAAGGCAUGCCUCAGCAAAUGUAAAUGCUUCUGAAAUUAGGAUCAACCCAUUGCAGUACAACCUAUAUUACAACAAAUCUUUUUAAAAACUAGAUGUAGAAUAUCCUUACAAUGAAUUCGUGAAUGAUAGACGAAGUACUUUGCGGUGCUCUGUUAUAUAUUGUGCAAUUUAUUUUGUAUAGUAAAGUGAUUAUGUCUAGUACUGUGAUCAAACUUUAACUGUUUAAGCCUCUGUGUCUAACAUUCACACACUUCUGACGGUUCACCAAAAGAUAACCAUGCUUAUACAGACAAAGGACAGGUUGAGCUCUUCGUUUCAAUCUCUCACAUAAAACGCUUGCACCAUGUACGUAGUUGCAGCCCUCCUCUGGAAAACCAAAGAGCUCAUAACAACAUAUGUACACUACCAACUUAGAUAGUAAGCUGAUAAACUAGGCAUGAAACUAUGAAAGGUGAAGGGGAAAAGUGGUGCUAAAGAAAUGUCUGCCUAAAGAGUUAACUUGUGAGAUGUCUCCUUUCGGGUGUGACGUUAAUUUCUUGAACCCUGGAUGUAUCCUGUGAAGCUUGAAUACAAUUGAGAUCUACUAUAUAACGGUGGACAUUUUUUUAGCAUGUACUCUGGGGCUGCAAGACUAACACAUAAACACACAUUAGUGUGCUAACUAUGGGAAUGUGAGAAUGUGUACACUAUUUUUCUGGGUUUUCUCUUUUGUUCUCCCCUGUUUUUGCAGUUCUGGGGACUGGAUAUUGACACCGCAUAGUAGAUUUAAAUGUUCUGGGUUUUGUGUGUUGUGAUGGCCUUGUUAAUGUCUAACUCUGUAAGUUUUCUUUUCAUGUUUAGUUGCAAUUAUUGGCUCUGAAAGGAACUUUCUGUGUUAAAAAAAAUAGUUUUUUACUGGUUUAAAAAAAAUCAUUCUUAUCCCUUUCAUGUUUUC
This is a messenger RNA of Gekko japonicus, 4082 nucleotides long. Its product is annotated as cytoplasmic polyadenylation element-binding protein 3-like. Gene Ontology annotation, cellular component: synapse; nucleus; neuron projection. The record is from RefSeq and is a predicted model, not a curated record. Gene Ontology annotation, molecular function: ribosome binding; translation factor activity, RNA binding; mRNA 3'-UTR binding. NCBI's taxonomy places the organism in Eukaryota, Metazoa, Chordata, Lepidosauria, Squamata, Gekkonidae. Gene Ontology annotation, biological process: negative regulation of cytoplasmic translation.